GGACCCCUCCCAAUACAUGGUGCUGCUGGGAGCCUACAAGCUGGAGAGCAACCAGGACCAUAAGGUGCCCAUGCACGUCACACGCAUCAUCGUCAACUCCCGCUAUGCCGGUGAGGCCACGAGCGGUGACAUCGCCCUGGUGGAGCUGCGGAAGGUGGUGCGGUACUCCGACUACAUCCUGCCCAUCUGCCUGCCCGCCGCCAGUGUCCAGUUCCCCCCCGGCAUGAUGUGCUGGGUCACCGGCUGGGGGAAUAUCCGGGAAGGAGAGGACCUGCCAGCCCCCCAGACGCUCCAGGAGCUCCAGGUGCCCAUCAUGGACCAGAAGACCUGCCAGAACCUGUACAACAAGGACAUGGGUAAGGCCCUGCCCCGCAAGGACAUCCAAGACGACAUGAUGUGCGCCGGCUAUGCUGAGGGCAUGAAGGACACCUGCAAGGGUGACUCAGGUGGCCCCCUCGUCUGUAAGGUCUCCAGUGAGUGGCUCCUCGCCGGCAUCGUCAGCUGGGGCGAGGGCUGUGCCGUACGCAACCGCCCGGGCGUCUACACCCGCCUGACGUUCUACCAGGACUGGAUCCACCGCCACAUCCCCAACAUUGAGUUCGUGGAGGUCUCGGAUACCAAGGGCGGUGCCAGGGACAAGGCAGGGGGCCCCAUCUUGGCUCUCCUGCUGACCCUGGGGUUGGUCCUAGGCCAGAUCUAGGCAGGGAGAGGGCACAGGGGUAUGGGGUGGGGUCCCUUGCAUUGCCUUCUGGUGCUGGAGGGGAUGGUUUAGAGUGAGAUGGGGGUGGGGCUUGGGCAGGGGGUGGGGCAACAGAGCCAUCCAUCCACAUAGCCUCCAUCCAUCCAUCCACAUAAUCCACAUCCAUACAUCCAUCUACCCACACAUCUACCUACCUCUAUGGGGGUCCUGUGUCCAUCCAGCCAGUCACCCAACCACCCACCCUUCCAUCUACCUCCUUUCAUAGGGGUCCUUUGUCUGUCCAUCCAUCCACCCAUCGACCAAUCCAUCCAUUCAUCCACCCACCCAAUGAACCAGUCCAUUCAUCCCCCCCCCUCGAACGAGUCCAUCCACCCAAUGAUCCAGUCCAUCCACCCAUACACCCAUUCAUCCAUCCAUCCAUCCAUCCAAACCAGCUUCAGCUAGAAGUCACUUCCUCUUGUGUCACGUCUAUAAUAACCUAACCGUGGGGCAGAGCUAAAGGGAACCAUCACACGUGUCCGGUCCCUUUCAUACCUACAGGUAGUCUCUGGGGAUAUGCUGCUAUGUAUCAAGGGAGGGGAGAGUAGGGUCUAGUGGGUAGAGCUGCCAGGACACCUGGGUUCUAUCCCCAGCUCAGGGAGGGGAAUGGGGCCUGCUAGGUUAGAGCACAAGUUCUGGGGGGCCAGGGUUGCCUGGGUUGUCUCCCAGCUCAGGGAAGGGAGUGGGCCCCAGAUACCGGGGAUCUGUCUAUCUUAUGCCAGGGAGUGGGGUCUAGUCAUUAGAGCAAAUCUGGGGAGGCGGGGACACGGACAGGGGUGGGGAACCCGGACACCUGGGUUCUUUCACCCCAUCUCAGGGAGAAGAGCAGGGUCUGGUCCUCCGGGUAACAGCACAUCUUUCAGCCUCUGCUGUGUGACUACAGGCGAGUUGUAGAUCCCGGCCGCCCUCCCCCAUGCCUCAGUUUACCCGUCUGUAAAACGGGCAUGUGUUACACUGUCCUACCUCGUGUGAGGGCCAGGAGCCCUUUGGAAGCCCCUUUUGGUGGAGGAGGAGCGGGGCAGAGCAAGGGAGGGCAGCCGGGGGGCCCUAUCCAACCCCCGCUUGCUCAGGGCAUGAAUCCUGUGUUCUUUCUUGUGUUAAUUAUUAAAACCAAAUGAAAAAA
Messenger RNA from Alligator sinensis (Chinese alligator), 1862 nucleotides. Its product is annotated as serine protease 27-like. Gene Ontology annotation, molecular function: serine-type endopeptidase activity. The transcript has 3 exons. The record is from RefSeq and is a predicted model, not a curated record. Lineage: Eukaryota; Metazoa; Chordata; Crocodylia; Alligatoridae. The coding region runs from base 17 to 700 and encodes 227 amino acids. Gene Ontology annotation, biological process: proteolysis.